This is a messenger RNA of Cydia pomonella (codling moth), 2200 nucleotides long. RefSeq names its product kelch domain-containing protein 3-like. Gene Ontology annotation, cellular component: cytoplasm. Bases 557 to 1702 code for a protein of 381 amino acids. The record is from RefSeq and is a predicted model, not a curated record. Lineage: Eukaryota; Metazoa; Arthropoda; Insecta; Lepidoptera; Tortricidae. The transcript has 5 exons. Gene Ontology annotation, molecular function: chromatin binding; protein binding.
GGAAUAAUACUCUUACUAGGGCCCGAUGUCGGGCCUGAUAGCGGUCUCCAGUGUGAAUGUAAUUGCACCUUGUUAUUUUGAAACAAGACAAAACCAUAAAGCUAUAGAGGGUACGGCAGUGGUAGGGUCCUCUAAUAUAUUUACUUUAUUCUUUGGUCCUCUACCCUCCAUUAAUUAGAGCCAAUUACAUCCAGACUUUCCAAUAACGGGCCCGAAGUCAGUCCGGAUGUCUGGCCUGAUAAUCGUUUUCCGUUUAAAGUGCCAAUUACAUCCACACUUUAUCAGGUCUGAUAUCAGACCUGAUUUUGGACCCGAGAAAGCAUUUUUUUUUUUUUUAAUAUAUGUAAACUUGUAAAGUGCGCAAAUACGACUUUGCUUGCAAAGCACAUGAACGCAUUUAAAAAAGGUAUCUACCUGUCAAUGUCAUUGUCACUGUCAAGUGUCAGAUCAACAGCAGUUUUGGUCGUAGGUAUUAAUUUACAUAAAAUUCUUAGGUAAAUCAAUAAUACAAUAGUAAACGAAGUGAUUGAAACGGCAGUCGCUAUUGAUAGCUAACAUGAAAUGGACGGCUCACAUAGAAGGCGGGCCGCGGCGCGUUAACCAUGCGGCGGUCUGCAUAGCAGAAAAAAUACUUUCCUUCGGCGGCUACUGUUCUACCGAGGAAUAUAAGGAUUGGGACCCCAUCCCUGUUCAUGUCUUGAACACACAAACUCUACGAUGGUCAGCAGUUAACUAUAAGAAAACAGAUGUUAUACCAUUUCAGAGGUAUGGACACACAACAGUGGCUUAUGGAGAAAAGGUGUUCAUGUGGGGAGGCAGAAACAAUGCAGUGGCUUGUGACAUCCUCACAGUUUUUGACACAAGAACAUUGGAAUGGAGCACUCCCGCAGUCUCGGGGAUGAUUCCAUAUGCUAAAGAUGGUCAUUCGGCUUGCAUUAUUAACAAUAAGAUGUACAUAUUUGGAGGUUUUGAAUAUCUCACAGACCAGUAUUCACAAGAAGUGCACUGUUUAAACUUGGACACUUUUGAAUGGCAGUUUGUAGAAGCAAAAGGAACUCCACCAUCCCAUAGAGACUUUCAUACAGCUGUGGCACAUGGAGAUAGAAUGUAUGUGUUUGGUGGGAGAGGUGACUUGAAUAGCCCAUACAAUUCACAAGAAGAAAUAUAUUGUUCACAAAUGUACUAUUUAGACACGAAAACGGACACAUGGGUGGCAUUAAAUCCUAAUAAAACCUGGCCUUGUGGCAGGCGCAGUCAUUCUGCAUGGAUACAUGAUGAUUAUAUGUACAUCUUUGGAGGAUACAAUGGCAACACAAAAAUGCAUUUUAAUGAUCUCUUCAGAUAUUCAAUCAAGAAAAAUCACUGGGAACUGGUCCAUGUGAACGGGCAGGUCCCAUGUAAGAGAAGGCGGCAGGCCUGCCUAAUUCUUAAAGAUAAAAUGUAUUUGUUUGGAGGCACAAGUCCGCAACCGGCGAAGAACGUUCCUCUCCGGCCUGUCUCAGAAGACGACAGCCUCGAGUUGCUGCUAGACAACAACGACCUGCAUAUCCUAGAUUACUCACCAACGCUCAAGACACUUUGUAUACUCAAAGUUCUGGAACACAACCUGGACCAGAGCGUGUUACCACGCCACAUUAUUAUGGAUAUCCGAAGCAUGUCGCAGCCGAACCGCAUCAGCAGAUCCAUCAACCAGGCGGGCUGAACGCAAAACAGUGCAUGUGCUUGCUGUUCAGCUAGUACGUGCGCUGUGAUAACUGACGUUGCCGAAUACUUUAUAAUAGGCGCAUGUAGUGCAACUCUAUCGUACUUAUUUGUGUGUCUUUAAAUAGUACUUUUGUCAAAGUUUUGCCUGAACCCACAUGUAAUCUAAGUAGACUACCGCAAACACGUACUAAAUAAAGUAUAUUGGCGUUAUUACGGGCUACGAGCCUCAAUAAGCUAUUCAUCGUUUUAUGUAUUUGUAAUUUAUAUACUUAAACUUAAAUUAAUUGCGUGUCUAUGUGUAGAAAUUUAGAUUCAUGAAUAAUUUUGCGUUUGAUUUUAUAUAAAUUUGUGAAUAAAUACUAUUCAAUGUUGAUUUUAAAAUGUUUUAUAAAAAAAAUAGGUAAUGCGUAUUGGCGCAUUACUACAAAACUUUACAGUAGGUACCUACUUACGAUAUUAGGGUAUAAACACAAUGAAGUUGCAAUAUAUAUUUGCA